This is a messenger RNA of Aspergillus saccharolyticus JOP 1030-1, 869 nucleotides long. RefSeq lists its product as uncharacterized. Bases 152 to 436 code for a protein of 94 amino acids. Lineage: Eukaryota; Fungi; Ascomycota; Eurotiomycetes; Eurotiales; Aspergillaceae. The record is from RefSeq and is a predicted model, not a curated record. The transcript has a single exon.
UCGCCAUGGAUAGGUGGAUUGUCCACCUGCUGGAGCUCUGAUCGAACCACAGGAACACCUCUGUGUCCAAUGACAUACUUCCUGCAGAAUUUUCUUCCUUUUUCGGUGGAGAUGUUGUUCAUUCUCUGUUAUCUUAGAUUUUUGUGAGCCAAUGGGAAAGGGGGGCUCACUUUCCGUAGCCCUAUCCCUUGCCUUUUGGUCCGCUGUCACCGUCUGCUCUAGUGGUUCCUAUCCUUGGAUCUGCUACCUAUCGGGUCAUGCUAGCCUCGUUGUGUUCCUCCUGCACUGCCAACAUCCGACAUACCGUCCCGCUGCCGGCUUCCCCCCCGAUAAUUCCGUGCUCGGCCCAAGCCCCCCGAGGAAGAGUUCGACUGAGUUCUUGCCCCAGUUGUCCCACACGUUCUCCCCUAUUCCUGCUCCCUCCUUGGUUCGCUGACCCCGGUGGAUUUGAUGUCAUGUGGACAUUCUUUUCACUCCGAAAGGCGUAUAAUUAUAAUGGAGUUCCCCGCCCCUCCCCGGCACCGUUGUCAGAACUGAAACGUUGCAGCGGUUUCACCAUUCUUCUGUCCUCCCCAGUCUCCCCUUGCAUAGACCGGCUGCAAGCAGUGUCGCCUCGCAACGAUGCGCCACGUCUCCGCACUGUUUCUGGCCAGUCUGGCCGCGAUUGCUUCGGCCUCCACCACGUGUAGUGCCGACAGCAAGUGCCCUGAGAGCGCGCCGUGCUGCUACAGUGAGUUGCCAACACCAAAACUACCUCUUCGACUGAUGAAUUGCGCUAACUAUCCCAUUCAGGUGGAGUAUGUGGUGUAGGAAGCUCGUGUCUGGGCUCCUGCGACCCCUUGAUGUCAUACUCUCUUGACUCAUGCACG